Molecule: messenger RNA, 2338 nt
Organism: Dioscorea cayenensis subsp. rotundata (Guinea yam)
Lineage: Eukaryota; Viridiplantae; Streptophyta; Magnoliopsida; Dioscoreales; Dioscoreaceae
Exons: 7
Coding region: 49-1947 (632 amino acids)
Source: RefSeq, a predicted model, not a curated record
CGUGUCUCUUAUCGGAUUCAAAGGCUCAGAAAUCCAAACCAUGAUCUCAUGGCUCAGUUCAGACAAUCGGGUGCUGAUCGCUCCGCCACCCGCUCCGACCCUCUGCCUUCCCGGAUCCCUCACAAGCCCGGCCGGAUCCGCGUCCACCGUCGCUCUUCCCGCCGUCUUCCGGCCACUGCCUUCGCCGCCCUGAUCCUCCUUGCCGCCCUCCUUGCCCUCCUCUUCCUCGCCUCCCGUCUCCUCUCCUCUGGUCCAGAAACGCAGUUGGAUUCGGAGGAUAAUGAGCCAGGAACGGGAUUCCGGCUCAAUCGCGCGGCGUUCCCGAAGAUUCUGAGGUUUGGUAAGGGCUCCGGCGCGUCCGGUGGUGAUUCCCGGUACUGGGACCGUGAUGAUCGGAGACGGGAUCGUGAUUUUGUGGAAGAUGAUGUGUUUGAUGUGAAAGAUGAAGUGAGGUUGAAGGAGAAGAAGGAGAAGGAGCCGCAGGUGAAGAAUGGUGGGGGUUUGUAUAACGAGGGUGGGAGAGCGGAGCUGGACUCGUAUAAGAAGGAGUAUGAGAAAUCUUUGAAGGAUGUUGGGCAGACGGGGACUGAUAAUGCGAGUGAAGAGGAUGAUUAUGAUGAUGGCAUUGAUGCCGAGGAUGAUAGUGAGGCAGGGGAGGGGGAUGGUGAAGCUGGGAUUGCAGGUGGUGAGCACAAUAUGGGUAAAAAUGGGAAGAAGAGUGAGAAGGGCUCAGUGUCAAUGGGGUUGAGGAAGGUUGAUGUUGGCACGAGGAAGGAACGGAGUCUUGUGGGUGGCGGUGCAGAAGGGAAGAUAGAAAGUUCGGAGAAGAAGUCGGCUGGGAGUUCGAAGAAGAAGGCUCGCCGUUCAUCUUGUGAGAUGAAGUUUUUGAACUCGACUCGACUCAUUGAACCUGUUGAGAACAAGAAAUUUGCUAGAUUUUCUCUUCAAUAUACAUAUGUAGAAGACAGGCCCAGUGGAUUGGAAGACUGGGAACCAAGGUUUGCUGGGCAUCAAGGUCUUCAAGAAAGGGAGAAGUCAUUUUAUGCUCAGGACCAAACAAUUAAUUGUGGCUUUGUCAAAGGUCCUAUUGGAUCACCAAGUACUGGUUUUGAUAUUGCAGAAGAUGAUGUGAGGUACAUGAGCAGCUGCCACAUUGGUGUAGCAUCUUGCAUCUUUGGAAACUCGGACCGUUUGAGAACACCGUAUGGCAAAACGAUAACAAGACAAUCAAAGAAGAAUGUCUGCUUUAUUAUGUUUAUGGAUGAAGAUACAUUGCAAACUUUGUUGUCUGAAGGUCAGCAAAUGGACAACACGGGGUCUAUUGGUUUGUGGAAGAUAGUUGUGGUGAAAAAUUUACCUUAUACUGACAUGCGGAGAGUGGGCAAAAUACCCAAAUUUUUGGCACAUCGUCUCUUCACUUCUGCAAGGUAUUCAAUAUGGCUCGAUAGUAAAUUGCGGCUUCAGAGAGAUCCUCUCCUUAUCUUGGAAUACUUCCUAUGGCGACGAGGGUAUGAGUAUGCUAUUUCCAAUCAUUAUGAUCGUCACUGUGUUUGGGAGGAGGUAAUGCAAAACAAGAAGUUGAAUAAGUUCAACCAUUCCAUCAUUGAUCAACAAUUUCAUUUCUACCAACAAGAUGGUUUGAAAAGAUUUGAUCCAUCGGAUCCAAACAAGUUGCUGCCUAGCUAUGUACCAGAAGGAUCUUUCAUUGUAAGAGCACACACGCCAAUGUCAAAUUUAUUUUCUUGUCUGUGGUUCAAUGAGGUCGAUCGGUUUACUCCUCGUGAUCAGCUGAGUUUUGCAUAUACGUACCUGAAGCUAAGAAGGAUGAAUCCGAACAAACCUUUUCAUCUCCAUAUGUUCAAGGAUUGUGAAAGACGAGCUAUAGCGAAAUUGUUCCAUCACAGAGCUGAAGAGAAAAAAACAGUCCGUCCACAAACAUUAAGAUGAUGAAUAGGAUCUGCAUAGUUUGCUUCGUAUCAUCAAAACAAGUGAUGAUAGAAUCGAUACCAUAUUUAUAUGUUUGUAUAUCGCCUCAGACUUCCACUUCUGUGACUCUUGUUCAGCCACUACCAGGGGACGAAAUUUUUGUGGAGUUCUACUUUAACCUAGUGGCCAAAGGUACUUCACACCAUUUGAAUACAUUAUUUUUAUCUAUUAUUCUUGAUCACACAUAAAUUUCAUAUUGUUUUGGAUGCCAUUUUUAGGGUUUUCUCUUCAUUAUUUUUGUUGCUUGUAGAAGGGUUUGGGUUUCUGGAGGCAUCCUAUUCUUGUCUUGAUUCAUGUAAAAAUUUUCUUGUCUCCUUAUUCAUAAUAUCAUUAUGUUGUAUUUUCACCUGAA